AAUAUCUCCUCCUCCACAAAUUGUCCUCCCUGUCACAGUGUCUCAGUUUCCAUUGAAAAGCUCCACACCACAAAUAAUAUUGAGGCAGUAUAUCAACAGUGAAUAAAAUUAUUGGAGUGUUAAUUAUAAUUCUACCAGUGCAGUUAUUGCGUGAGAAUUUGCACUUUUCCUUUUUGCACAAAAACUGUGUGAAUUUGGCGGAGAUUGAGCACAGAAAAGCUUCGAGGGCACGCAAGAAAAGAGGCUUAUGGAAAUUUAUAAUUUGAGGGACUGACCUAAGUGCCAGAAAAAUAUGUCUCCAAGUGGUCGGAUGUGUCUGCCCUAAGAACAAUUCCACUGGGAUGUGCGUGACUGAGCCUCACCUCAAGUGGUUAUCAUCAUUGAAACGAGGCAAUUAAUAUUCGUCGGGUGUAAUUGAUUCUGAAUAUUGAGCGGCAAUGUAUGUGAAUUUUUCCAAUGAUCAGUUUUAUUUUAUUCUCCGCUGAAGUAGCAUAGUUUCUUAUUGUGCUAAAACAGUGUCAGGAUCUUACAGUGGCUCCUAGUCGUUUGAAUAGUAAAUCCUGUAUUUUGUGAUGUUCAAAAGUGUUUAACUUCAAUGUGUUAGCCAGCAUAAGGAAGUGGAAAACCUAUUGCUUAUUUGGAAACAUAAAGUUUUCAUAACAAAGCACUUUUGAGGGAAAAAAUAAAUUGCGCGGAAGUGCAGGAAAAAUGCGUGCUACACAGCAUCAGGAUCUCUCAGAGACUCUCCAGAAGCAUCUCUUUAUCGAGCGUGUUAUCCAGUCACCUCCUGCUUCAGCCACUAGAGCCACAUUUAUUGAUCCUCGACUUCCGGACAUUGAUGAACUAUCCACGAAAAUCAAGGAUAUCGAGGACUUUAUGACUGUGACGGAGCAGGUUUUGAAACAAGAACGUCGAAGGGACAAUACCAAGCUCUUUGACCGUGAUUCAAGACGUGGCUCUAGGACCAGUGCUGAAAUAAUUCCACUGAAGGAUUGCAGUGUAGGAAGUCGUCCUGUGAGCAGAUUGAUGUCCUUCCAGGAAAAACCUAUGUCACCACCGCACUCUGUUGUCCGUCAGACAAAAUCCGGAAGUCCCAAAGGUCUCAGAACGAGACUCUACUUCCGCAAUGGACGCGUGGGAUGCGCCGAGGCGGAUGUUGAUGCUCACAAUGUGCAAAAUACUCAUGCACUUGUUCGGCACAUCAUUGCCAAGGAGCAUGUGGAGCCUCUGGUGCCCCUUGACUGUGUCAAUAGGAUUCUGGCAGAGAGUGAAAUUCCGGAAGUACCUGUAGAAGAUGUUGAAGUGCCAGUCGAAGCUGAUAUAACAUCGUGUGUUCAACAGGAUGAAAGGGAUCAAGCCAAUGAUUCUUCAAUCGUCAAUUUGCAGCAAAUAUCUCCGCCAAAUAGUCCUACUCCUGAUCCCGAGAAGGACCACUUUGUGCGAGAAAGGAUGCAGCAUCUUAUCUCCCGCUUCUCCAAGAGAGCUCACAAGAUGAAGAGAAAGUUAGAAAUUCCUCCAACACCAUCCAGCAGUGCUAGUUCCCCAUCCCUUCCCGUACCACCGCCUCCAUUACCACCAUUCGGUCCCACUCAGUCCCCAAUUGAGGAAGUCGCACCCGCCAAGAGUCCUGAAGUCGAAAAAGUUGAAGAGAAAUCCCCAUGUAGCUAUCUCGUUUGUCCGACUUUUUGUGGCGGCGGAAAGAGUGACGAUGUCCUCGAUCCUCAGGGACAAUUCUACAUCUCCUGGCUAUUUGUAGUUACAAUGUCCUUUCUCUACAAUGCCUAUGUUAUUCCUCUGCGUUCCUCCUUUCCCUUCCAAACGGACGCCAAUACACUCUCUUGGAUAAUUAUGGAUCUCUGUGCCGAUGCAAUUUACUUGAUUGAUAUUGUUUUCAUCAAACACCGGCUCAUGUUUCUCUUGGACGGUUUUUGGGUGCGUGAUAAGGAACGAACGAGGCAGAAUUAUGUGAGGAAAUUCCAAUUUAAGAUGGAUAUGCUGUCUCUUCUCCCAUUGGACAUUCUCUACUUGAUAUUUGGAACAAAGGCUGUUCUGUUGCGUAUCCCUCGACUACUAAAGAUCCAAAGUUUCUGGGAGUUUUUCAAACUUCUUGACCGCGUGCUUUCUUCACCUCAUAUCGUGCGAGUGGCUAAGACGCUUACUUAUAUGUUAUUCAUGAUACAUCUAACUGCAUGUGCUUACUAUGCCUAUAGUGCUGCCCAGGGCUUGGGAACCAAUCGCUGGGUGUUCAGUGGUAAGGGUCAUCCCUAUAUGAGAUGUUUCGCUUUUGCCACAAAGACAGCAACGUCAAUUGGGAAGAACCCUAAGCCUGAAAAUGAUGGAGAGUUGCUUUUCAUGACAGCAGCCUGGUUGAUGGGUGUCUUUGUAUUUGCUUUACUUAUUGGUCAGAUUAGGGAUAUUAUAGCUACUGCCACAAGAUCUCAGUCAGAGUACAAGCAAUUAGUGGAUGAGAUUCUUGAGUACAUGAGACGCUUGAAUCUUCCUACGGAGUUGAGACAUCGUGUAAAGAUGUGGUUCACUUUUACGUGGGAACAGCAGAGAACUUUAGAUGAGAGACACAUUCUGGAUUCCUUGCCGGCCAAUCUCAAGACAGAUGUGGCCAUAUCUGUGCACAUUCAAACACUGUCUAAGGUGCAGUUGUUUGCAGAUUGCGAAGAAGCCCUGCUGAGGGAAUUAGUUCUGAAGCUCAGAUCUGUAACUUUCCUGCCAGGGGAUUUUGUCUGUCGGAAGAAUGAAGUUGGCAAGGAGAUGUACAUCGUUAAAUUAGGUCAGGUUCAGGUUAUGGGUGGUCCUAAUAACGAUGAAGUCCUAGCAACGUUGUCGGAAGGAUCGGUAUUUGGAGAAAUCAGCCUUCUAGCCAUAAACGGUGGCGGUAAUCGUCGUACGGCUGAUGUACGCUCCCGUGGCUUCAGCAAUUUGUUUGUCCUCUCAAAGUCAGAUCUUAACGAAGCCAUUGUGUACUAUCCUAAUGCUCAGGCAGUUCUUAAGCGUCGUGCUAAGAGCUUGAUGCGCAGAAAUGCCGCUAGAGAAGCCCAGAGGAGUGCAGCAAGUGGAGAUGAAGCUGAUGUGGUUAUUGAAAAUCCUAAGAGAAAGAAAACUCCUCCGAAAUUGCUGGAAGCAGUCAUCAAGGCACUUCCUCAGGAGUCUCCAGCUGUUACGCUUCUCACUCAGGGCUCGAAAAAACGUCGCAAGAGGCAUACAAUGACACCAUCUGGUCUACCCAGGCAGUGGUCAGAAGUUAAGGAGCGAGUAAUGAAUGGAGGUGUGAAGACACUCUCUUGUGAUCUCCUCCUGGCCAUCCAAAAUGAACUAGAGGAAGAAACUACGCCUUCAACGGAGGAGAAUUCUUUAGUGAAUCUCACGGAUUCGCAGAAAGAGCUCAUGCAGAUGGACAAAGUGUGUGGAGACCAGCUAGAUGUUGAAGGUGGACAUCUUAUUGAAACUUCUCAAGUAGCUUGUAAUGGUCACACUUGUGACGUCACUGUGCACAUUGAGAGGGAAUCGUCUCUCAUUUAGAAGUGAAGAGGGAUUCCAAAAUAGAUAAAGCAAGAGCCUAGCUUAUUGUAAAUAGUGGGUUAGUGAUAUGAUUAGGUGAAAUUCAAUAAAUAACGUGAUGGUGAUCGUUUACUUAAUCACUUAAUUAGCGUUACAUA
Messenger RNA from Phlebotomus papatasi, 3671 nucleotides. RefSeq names its product cyclic nucleotide-gated cation channel beta-3 (gene CngB). The record is from RefSeq and is a predicted model, not a curated record. The transcript has 4 exons. Gene Ontology annotation, molecular function: intracellularly cGMP-activated cation channel activity; protein-containing complex binding; cGMP binding. NCBI's taxonomy places the organism in Eukaryota, Metazoa, Arthropoda, Insecta, Diptera, Psychodidae. Bases 709 to 3534 code for a protein of 941 amino acids. Gene Ontology annotation, biological process: monoatomic cation transmembrane transport. Gene Ontology annotation, cellular component: plasma membrane; intracellular cyclic nucleotide activated cation channel complex.